UUUGCAGAAAGAGCUGCACUUUCACUCUGUGCCAUUCAGAGAGAACACAGCAGAGAAACCUGAGAGACGACGACACAAUAACAAUGAUUUCAACACAGAAAGUGCGUGAUCUGAGGAUCGUUCUUCUGGGUAAAAGUGGAUCAGGAAAAAGUGCCACAGGAAACACCAUCCUGGGCAGAGAGGCGUUUGAAGUUGUGGAUUUCAUAAAGUCAGCCAAUAAAUUGUGUGAGAAACAGGAAGGAAAAGUGGGUGGAAAGACCGUCUCUGUAAUUGACACUCCAGGACUCUUUAAUACAGCAGUGACAAAACAGCAAAUGAAGAAUGAAAUACAGAAGUGUAUAUUCAUGUCUGCUCCGGGUCCUCAUGUGUUUCUGCUGGUGCUAAAGCUGGGUGUGAGAUUCACACAAGAGGAGAGAGAUGCAGUCAAAUGUAUUCAGGAGAACUUUGGAAAAGAAGCUUUGUGUCGUACUAUUAUUCUGUUCACUCACGCCGAUCAGCUGAAGGGAACGCCUGUGGAUGAGUACAUCAAUAAAAGCAACAAUUUAAAGGAAAUCAUUGCCAGCUGUGGAGGCAGAUAUCACUCAUUCAACAACGAGGACAGAGAGAGUAAAGAACAAGUCGCAGAACUGAUGAAGAAGAUCGAUGCAGUGAUGGAGGAAAAUGACAUGAAUCAUUACACAUUUGAGAUGUUUAAAACAACUCAGAAAAAGAUUUUUAUACGUAAGCAAUAUUGGUCUUGUGAUCUGAGGAUUGUGUUGCUGGGUAAAACUGGAUCGGGAAAGAGCGCAGCAGGAAACACCAUCCUGGGUAGAGAAGCGUUUACAUCGAAAGACUCUCUGAUUUCGGCUUCAAUGAUCUGUGAGAAACAAGAAGCAGUUGUGAAUGGACAAACCAUAUCAGUCACUGACUGUCCCGGUCUGUUUGACACUUCAACCAACCAAAAAAAACUUAAGAUUUUAAUAGAGGAUUGUAUCUACCUGUCUGCUCCUGGUCCUCAUGUGUUCCUGCUGGUUUUGCGAUUGGGUGUGAAAUUUACAGAGGAGGAGAAAAAUGUUGUAAAAUGGAUUGAGGAGAACUUUGGAAAAGAAGCUGUAAAGUACACCAUUGUGCUGUUCACUCACGCUGACGUCCUGAAUGGUAAACCUGUAGAGCAAUACAUCAGCAAAAGCAAAGAUCUACAGGAUCUAAUUCAGAAGUGUUAUGGCAGAUACCACGCAUUCAACAACGAGAAUAGAGAUGAUCGAGAUCAGGUCACAGAACUGCUGAAAAUGAUAGAAAAAAUGGUCAGUUUUAAUGGAGGGAAGCACUACACUAAUGCCAUGUUUAAAGCAGCUCAAGAGAAGAUUAGGAAGGAACAGAUGAUGCUAACAGAAGCUGGAAUGAGAGGACUAGCAGUAGCGGGAGAAGCGAUGGCAGGAGUUGUAGCUGCAGGGGCCAGAGGAGGCGCAGCUGCGUUUUCUGCAGUGGAAGCAGCCGCCGAAGCAGCAAAGAAGUAUUUAAAGGACUAG
Pimephales promelas (fathead minnow) is the source of this 1508-nucleotide messenger RNA. The record is from RefSeq and is a predicted model, not a curated record. Lineage: Eukaryota; Metazoa; Chordata; Actinopteri; Cypriniformes; Leuciscidae.